AUGCCGGGGAAUGUUAGACUCGAGGCCUCAGGAGUUAAGCCGAUCUUCGAAACUGAAGAGCAGUCAUCCGGGCGCACAGUCAUCGAGGAAAUAAAGAACAUCAAAAUAAAGUUCAUUAAGAACACAAGGUACCACGCUAUCGCAGAAAUUGAGGGACUCAACGUCACUAUCGCAAACGCCAUACGCAGGAUUCUACUGGCCGAAGUGCCGACACUGGCCAUAGAAAGCGUCCAUAUAUAUCAGAAUACUGGCGUCAUCCAGGACGAAGUCCUCGCCCACCGACUGGGUCUAGUGCCUUUCGACUGCGACCCCGACCUGAUCCCAUUCAGAAAUAUCGAAGAUCUCAGUGGCAAAAACAGCGUCUGCUUCCAUCUCAAGGUACAGUGCACCAGAGCAGACCUGGGUGACCGGCCGAAUCUGCCAAUUUAUUCCCGGGAUCUAAAGUGGGUACCACUUUCGACAGAGCAGGCUGAGCUGUUCAAGGAUUACCCUCCUAAACCCAUACAUGAUGACAUUCUGCUCACAAAACUAUCGCCAGGCCAGGAAAUCGACCUAAAGGCCUACCUAGAAAAGGGUAUCGGGAAGACGCACGCCAAGUGGUCGCCAGUAUGCACUGCCGUCUACCGCUUCAAACCUGAAAUCACCUUCUCGGAGGAAGAGCCGCUUGGAGCCGAUGAAGUUGAGGAGCUUGUGCAAAUAUGUCCCAUGGGAGUGUUUGGCGCAGAAAACGGUGUGUUUAACGAUUCUAAGGGACUCACGAACCACAGGGCGCAUAACACAGAUAAGGCCAUACAACUGCACAUCGUGCCGUGCAUGCGUAGAGCGGUUCCCACGACGGGUCAUCAUAAAGAAACUCUGCAACCACUUCAUAUGUGA
Molecule: messenger RNA, 876 nt
Organism: Babesia ovata
Lineage: Eukaryota; Apicomplexa; Aconoidasida; Piroplasmida; Babesiidae
Product: DNA-directed RNA polymerase I RPAC1
Exons: 5
Coding region: 1-876 (291 amino acids)
Biological process (GO): DNA-templated transcription
Cellular component (GO): RNA polymerase I complex; RNA polymerase III complex
Molecular function (GO): protein dimerization activity
Source: RefSeq, a predicted model, not a curated record